This is a messenger RNA of Eimeria tenella, 879 nucleotides long. RefSeq lists its product as uncharacterized. The record is from RefSeq and is a predicted model, not a curated record. The coding region runs from base 1 to 879 and encodes 292 amino acids. The transcript has 2 exons. Lineage: Eukaryota; Apicomplexa; Conoidasida; Eucoccidiorida; Eimeriidae.
AUGGACCGAAGCAGCAGCAACGAGAAGAUGGACCGCAGCUGCGGCGAGCUGCAGCAGCAGCAUAGGCAGCUGCAGCAGCAGCAGCCACAGCAGCAGCUGCAGCAGGAACAGCAUAUGCUGCAGCUUAAGAAGCAGCAGCAGCAGGAGCAGCGGUUGAGGCCCCCGGGCUCCACAGCAGCAGCAGCAGCAGCAGCUUCGGAUCCCUCUGAGGCCUCCUUGCUGCUGCUGCCGGACACUCCCGUAGCAGCAGCAGCAGCAGCAACAGCGAGGAAGUCGAAGGUUCUCACUAACCACCAGCAGCAGCAGCAACCGCACAGAAAAGAGCAGCAGCAAAUGCAGCAACAUCAGUUGCAGCCGCAGCAGCAGCAGCAGCAGCAGCAGGCGCGUCUUCUGAGGCAGCCGAAGCAGCAGACUGCGGAUACACCGCAAUCUCCUCCGCAGCUAAGACUGCACCUGCAGCAGGAGCAGCAGCAGCAGCAACAGCAACAGCAACAGCAGCAGCAGCAGGGUGGGGGGCAGCGGGAGCAGCAGCUUCUCGAAGGCUUGCUGCAGAAGCACCUGGGAAAAAGCCUUAGCGACAGCCGGGUGGCCCGCGUGCUGCAGCAGCAGCAGCAGCAGCAGCAGCAAAUGCUGCUGCCCCUCCCCUCGCUGAGACAGCAGCUUCAGCUCAGUGCAGCAGCAGCAGCAGCAGCGACGAGGAAGCAUCCUGCUGCUGCUGGUGUUGCUGCUGCAGAGGAAAUCAAGAACGAGGAGCUGCAGCUGCUGCUGCAUGUGCUGCAGCAGCAGCUGCUCCCAGAAGAAGCAGCAGCAGCAGCAACAGCCGUUGACUUCUCUCUAAUUGGCAGCAGAAACAGGCACGUCCUGAGCCCUAAACCCUAA